AUGAAUAAUUUCACCCCAGGUCCACCUAGGGCAUCAAAACCAGCCCCAACGGUGUUUUGCUAUAUAUGUGGCCGGCAAUUUGGUUCGAAAAGUAUAGCUAUACAUGAACCACAAUGUCUUCGGAAAUGGCAUCUGGAAAAUGAAAAGCUACCAAAGUCAAAGAGAAGAGUAGCACCAGUGAAGCCCGAUGCGAUUAUAGACCAUAAUGGCCAAAUUGACCAAGAAGCAACUAAUGAAGUGCUUUGGAAAAAUUCUCAAGGACUUAUGGUAGAAUGUGAACACUGUGAAAGGAAAUUCAAUGAAGACCGUCUGGCAGUGCAUCAAAGAAGUUGCACGGCAGAAAAACCAGCAAAGAGUGUGAUUCGAGAUCGCUCAAAGAGCCAGCCUCGCAAAUAA
Messenger RNA from Caenorhabditis bovis, 396 nucleotides. The record is from the annotation of a GenBank genome assembly. Lineage: Eukaryota; Metazoa; Nematoda; Chromadorea; Rhabditida; Rhabditidae.